Messenger RNA from Anopheles funestus (African malaria mosquito), 3995 nucleotides. It is a transcript of the gene Agps, whose product is annotated as alkyldihydroxyacetonephosphate synthase. Bases 1532 to 3412 code for a protein of 626 amino acids. The transcript is spliced from 5 exons. Gene Ontology annotation, molecular function: FAD binding; alkylglycerone-phosphate synthase activity. Gene Ontology annotation, biological process: lipid biosynthetic process. NCBI's taxonomy places the organism in Eukaryota, Metazoa, Arthropoda, Insecta, Diptera, Culicidae. The record is from RefSeq and is a predicted model, not a curated record.
GUAUUUGUACGUGAGACCAUAUCGUAGUAUAUCGGUGUACGUGCGUUACAGUGCGCUCAGAUCUAUUAGUUGAACUUGGUGAUAUAAAUAGUAACAGCUUUCAAAAAGGAUUCCAAAACAUUUAGAUUAAAUAACUUAUUGUUCAUAACACGGUACACAUUAGUGUGUUCUUUUGAAACGGAAGAAAAAUCAAUAAAGUUAACAAUGUGAGUAGGUUUACCAAAAAUGGAAAAUGGUAAAUGGUUAAUGGUAAAUUUGAAUAAAAUUUUGAAAUUGAUCGUAAUAAAUACAAAUAUAAAUUCAAGUUUGUUAUUCCCUUAAGUCAUAUUCAUUAACUGUAUUGUAAAACAUACAAAGCUGCGAAAAGAAGAAAAGUGAAGUACCCGAGGUAGGUAUAUGUUAUGCAAAUUUUAUACCCCCCGUUUGUAUAAGUUCAAAAAAAAUAAUUAGAAAAACAAUCCCAAUAAAGUAUGAUAAGUUCGAACAAUCAGCCAAGUACACUCCACGUGUUUGCAACUAGUCAAACGCAGUGCACUGUAUAAAUAAGCCAGUGCGCAUGUAUAUACACAUGACAGUGGUUAUACAUAGUUCUUGUUCGGCAGCCGAGCAGUGAAGACCUACUUUUAUGCACUGGACGCCUCAAUCUUCAAAUUUUCGCUGUGGAAAAAGAGGCAUGGUUGGAGCUCAGAAUUUCCACAGAAUAACACUAGUAUAAGAAAAAGAAAGUUGUGUAAAAAGGCGUGUAAUUGAUGCAACGGAGUGGCAUUGUUUAUUUUAUCGGCAAAUUCGUUUGAAUGGAGGAAAAACUCCAUGCUAAAAAGGACAUUUUAAAGCUUCAUUCCCAAGUGCCAAACUUGCUUUUAAUUUGUACUAGCUUUGAAGACAACAACGCAGUAAAGUGUAGUGGACAAAGAUUAAUAAAACAAAACUCAGUUUCCCAGUGCUCGAUGUCUCGGUCGUAAUCUAGAGUCACACAUAAUUUUCCACAUUUAGUGCUGGGCUGGUGUGUAGUGUAGUUGGGCAGUGGAAAAGAAGUGAAUUAAAAGCAUUCGUCGAUUGUAUCACCACACGCAUUGCGCACGCUGUGCCCGGUAUAAUUUUGCACACACAGGUCAGGAAGAAAAAUUAACGCUCUAAUCACCACACUGUCUCGACAGUUCGUUUAGCGCCAGGCAGCCAGCCAACCAACCAGCCAGGCAGUGUGUCCCGGAGAAACUUAAAGUACCGCCAGAACGCUUAGUGCAGCACCAUUGCUUCCACCAGUGUGGGGUAUGAAAACGCGCAAAAAUCAAUAAUCAACCCUCCCUCUGGGAUAGGCAGUAGCGUUAUUUGUGUAUGCGUGUGUUUGUGUUGCUUUUUUGCCUUAUUGACUUGCCAACAGUUAAGCGGUAACGUUGUGAAAUUAAUAGUUCCAUGCCAGAGAGCCUUAUUGCCAGUAGCAGCAGGCAGGGUCAAGGAUUAGUGGCAGUAACAGUAAGUGAAAAAGAACACACCCUAGAAAGCAUACCGUGCUGCCGCAUCUUACACCGGAAUGUCAUCAACAUCGGCCGAAAAGACAUUCGUUGCUAAAGGAAACGAAGGUACCACCGACAAGCCACCUGCCACGCUUGAUCCAAGUGUGCCGAAGAAAAUUAUCAGCGCCAUACCAAAGCAAAGACAACAAUUGCUCAAAUGGAACGGUUGGGGCUACAAGGACUCGCGCUUUCUCUAUCAGGAUGGAACGAUCGUUUUCACUGGCGAUAGAUACCCAAUCGGAGGAAAAGUUUCGCUGCCACACUUCCGUGACUAUGUGAUCGAAAACUUCAACGUUGAUCUUUCCGAUCGACGCGAGGGUGUGCCGGUACCGAACGAAUUUCCCGCCCCGAUACCUUGCCCGGAGUUUCUGCAAGAUGUACGGCGACACGGUAUCGAUUGUACGCAGAACGGUGAAGAUCGGUUGAUCCGAUGCCAUGGGCAAACGUUGCACGACGUGCACAUGAUGCGCACGGGUACGUUCAAACGUAUCCCGGAUGUGGUACUGUUUCCAACGUCUCACGAGCAGGUAGAACGAAUUGUCCACAUCGCCAACAGGUACAAUGUGGUGCUCAUACCGUACGGUGGCGGUACUUCCGUGUCCGGUUCGGUAACCUGUCCGGAAGGUGAGACACGCCCGAUUGCAGCGCUCGAUACAUCCCAGAUGAAUCGGAUGCUGUGGAUCGAUCGGCCGAACCUGGUGGCCUGCUUCGAGGCAGGUAUCGUUGGGCAGGACCUCGAGCGGGAAUUGCGUCAGCUCGGUUUUACCGUCGGUCACGAACCGGACAGUUACGAGUUUUCCACGCUCGGCGGAUGGGUGGCGACACGGGCCUCCGGUAUGAAGAAGAACGUGUACGGUAACAUCGAGGAUCUGUUGGUGCGUGUAAAAAUGGUAACCAGCAAGGGUGUGUUGGAACGCAGCUUAGCAGUACCGCGUGUAUCCUGUGGGCCUGACUUUAACCAUCUCGUGCUCGGCUCGGAAGGCACGUUAGGCGUCAUCACGGAGGUGGUCAUAAAGAUACGUCCACUACCACAGGUUAAGCGGUACGGUUCGCUCGUCUUUCCCGACUUCGGUUCCGGUGUUCGGUGUUUGCGCGAGGUUGCCCGGGAGCGUCUACAACCGGCCAGCAUACGACUGAUCGAUAACGAACAGUUCGUGUUUGGACAGGCGCUUAAAAUACCGGGCGGCCCAUUUGCAACGGCUGCCGAAAAGCUGAAGAAGGUGUAUCUAACGCGCGUGAAACGGUUACAGUUGGAUCGUAUCGCAAUCGCGACACUGCUGUUCGAAGGCCACGACGACCAGGUGAAGCAACACGAGGCGAAGAUCUUCGCCAUCGCCAAACGUCACGGUGGUUUCUCGGCCGGUAGCAGCAACGGUGAAAAGGGUUACAUUCUCACCUUCGUCAUCGCGUAUAUCAGGGACCUGGCCUUGGACUACAGCAUCGUGGCCGAAUCGUUCGAAACCUCCGUCUCGUGGGAUCGUUGCGAAGCACUUUGUACCAACGUAAAAAGCUGCGUCCGAAAGGAAUGUGCCAAACACAACAUUCAACACUACCUCAUCUCGUGCCGGGUGACACAAACGUACGAUGCCGGUGCAUGUGUGUACUUUUACUUCGGCUUUAACCAUGCCGGCUUCGCGAACCCCGUUACCAUCUAUGAGGAAAUCGAGAACAAGGCUCGGGAUGAAAUCCUUGCAUCCGGUGGUUCCAUCUCGCAUCAUCACGGUGUCGGCAAGAUUCGAUCCCGGUGGUACCCGCAGAGCGUAUCUGAUGUGGGCGUACAGCUCUACAAAGCCACCAAGCGAGAGCUGGAUCCAAACAACAUCUUUGCUGCCGGAAAUCUAAUCCCGGCCGAAUUGCGCGAUGAUCCCGAACCCGUCAGCCUGAAGGCGAAACUGUAAAAACGCACACGCGUCCAGGCAGCCAGACCUUGACAAAAUCGCCUCACCGAACACGUUUAACAUGCAUGAUAAUAAUAGCAACACGAAAACAAGAAAGCAAAAGCAAAUAUUUGUUCCACCGCUUCACAGGACAGAAGUGGUACAACGUGCAAACGGCCAUUGUUGCUCGGUCACGAUCACUUCCGUCCCAUUGCCGGAAGCAUGUGUUCGUCGCUUUCGUUACGUUCUGCGUUACGAGUGAAGGGUCAUAUUGUCCUUCUGUCCCUCCCCAAUGAGGCAGCAUCUAGUUAACAAACAUUCCAUGCCAAACCCUCCCCGUAGUGGCUUGCUAAAUCUAGUAAAUUUAUGUUCCCAUGUUAAAUGGUGUUUUGUUUUGCUUAUUUUUAUAAAAAAAAAAUGCUGAUAGUAUGAAUUUUAUGGUGCAACAGUUAGAUUAUAGUAUGAAUUACUGUGUGAAUAAUUUUGCUAGCGCAAUUUUCCAUGUACUAUGCGGAAACGGUUUUUUCCAUAACAAAACAAAAAACUUCACUUUGUGUUGCGAAUUGAGAAACAAUAAAAUCUAAUAUAAAUUUACAUCAUACAA